This is a messenger RNA of Benincasa hispida (wax gourd), 1632 nucleotides long. It is a transcript of the gene EIF3E, whose product is annotated as eukaryotic translation initiation factor 3E. Lineage: Eukaryota; Viridiplantae; Streptophyta; Magnoliopsida; Cucurbitales; Cucurbitaceae. Gene Ontology annotation, cellular component: eukaryotic translation initiation factor 3 complex; cytoplasm. The record is from RefSeq and is a predicted model, not a curated record. Gene Ontology annotation, molecular function: translation initiation factor activity; protein binding.
ACUCAGAGACAGCCUUCUUCUGUGGCCGAUUAGGGUUUUUAUCCUCCUUCCUUCUCAAACCCCUCUGUUCUUUGUACCCUCAAUAAUCAAGCACAAAGCUUCACUACAAUGGCGGAUUACGAUCUAACUCCACGAAUUGCGCCGAAUCUGGACCGUCAUCUUGUUUUCCCUCUCCUUGAGUUCCUCCAAGAGAGGCAGCUUUACCCCGAUGAGCAGAUCCUCAAGGCCAAAAUCGAGCUUCUCAAUAAGACCAAUAUGGUUGAUUACGCCAUGGACAUCCACAAGUCACUCUACCACACUGACGAUGUUCCUCAAGAUAUGGUGGACAGAAGGGCGGAAGUGGUGGCGAGGCUUAAGGCUUUGGAGGAGUCUGCAGCGCCACUUGUUGCUUUUUUGCAGAAUCCGGCUGCGGUUCAGGAACUGAGGGCUGAUAAGCAGUACAAUCUUCAAAUGCUCAAUGAUCGUUAUCAGAUUGGUCCAGAUCAAAUAGAAGCAUUGUAUCAAUAUGCCAAAUUCCAGUUCGAGUGUGGGAACUACUCUGGUGCUGCUGACUAUCUCUAUCAGUACAGAGCCUUAUGCACAAACAGUGAAAGGAGCCUGAGUGCUCUAUGGGGAAAAUUGGCAGCUGAGGUUUUAAUGCAGAACUGGGAUAUUGCUGUUGAAGAGCUUAAUCGUUUGAAGGAAAUUAUCGACUCUAAGAACUUUUCGUCACCUAUGAAUCAAGUGCAAAGCAGAAUAUGGUUGAUGCAUUGGAGCCUCUUCAUCUUUUUCAAUCACGACAAUGGAAGAACACAGAUAAUUGACUUGUUUAAUCAAGAUAAGUAUUUAAAUGCCAUUCAAACCAAUGCUCCGCAUCUUUUACGCUAUUUGGCCACUGCAUUCAUCGUUAACAAAAGACGGAGGCCACAGUUCAAAGAUUUUAUCAAAGUUAUUCAGCAAGAACAGAAUUCCUAUAAGGAUCCCAUCACAGAGUUUUUGACUUGUGUCUAUGUCAAUUAUGAUUUUGAUGGGGCACAAAAGAAGAUGAGAGAGUGUGAAGAGGUUAUCUUGAAUGACCCUUUCCUAGGAAAGAGGCUUGAAGAAGGCAACCUUUCUACUGUCCCUUUGAGAGAUGAGUUUUUGGAAAAUGCUCGCCUUUUCAUCUUUGAGACUUACUGCAGAAUACAUCAGCGCAUUGAUAUGAAUGUCCUUGCCGAGAAGUUGAACUUAAAUUACGAGGAUGCGGAGAGAUGGAUCGUUAAUCUUGUUCGGACCUCAAAGCUCGAUGCGAAGAUUGAUUCCAAGACAGGAACGGUUAUAAUGGAACCGAACCAGCCCAACGUAUAUGAAGAACUGAUAGACCACACAAAAUCAUUAUCUGGGCGUACUUACAAGUUAGUCACUCAGCUUCUAGAGCAUGCACAGGCUCAGGCAACUAGAUAAAUUUUAGGUGUUUGGCCUUUUUUUUAUUUUUGUUAUAUCUAUAUUUUCUGAACCACUCAUCUGACAACAAACAGCAGAGAAUCAGAGAGCAAUAUUUCCAUAUUUGAUUCCUUGAUUUUAAGGAAAUGAUAUGUAACGCUCCAUAAUUUUUGGUUAUUUUUUUUUUUGUUUAAAUGUAGAAUUAUGAAUUGAUAACCUUGUUCCUUCCAA